UACUGUCAUCAAAUAAAAAGAAAUAAAAAAGCCGAAGCAGAUAUCGUUCUCCUCCCCGCGCACCCACGAUUUCCGCUAUAAAGCCCGGUCUCCGAUCCCCGAUGCCUUCUCGCCCCGCCCCGUUCAUCCACCGCCUCCGCCUCCUGAGAAGCGCCGUCGUCUCUCCCUCCUCCGCGCCGCUGCCGUGCAGCCGCCCGCGCCUCGCCGUCCCGUUCUCGCAGCCGCCGAUCCGCGCCCCCGCCUUCGCCGCCGCUGCCUCGCCGCUGCUCCGCCCGGUCGGCGCCCGAUUCUCGCUGUCCAGCAACAUGGCCGCCGCCGCCUCCUCCGCCUCCUCCGUCCACGACUUCACCGUCAAGGAUGCAAGUGGAAAAGAUGUCGAUCUGAGCACCUACAAGGGGAAGGUUCUCCUCAUUGUCAAUGUUGCAUCCCAGUGUGGAUUGACCAAUUCCAACUAUACGGAACUCGCUCAGUUGUAUGAGAAGUACAAGGACCAGGGUUUUGAGAUCCUUGCUUUCCCAUGCAACCAGUUUGGUGGGCAGGAACCUGGCACUAAUGAGGAAAUUGUUCAGUUUGCUUGCACUCGCUUCAAGGCCGAGUAUCCAAUUUUUGACAAGGUUGAUGUCAAUGGUGACAAUGUUGCACCUGUCUACAAGUUUCUGAAGUCAAGCAAAGGCAGUCUCUUCGGGGACAACAUCAAAUGGAACUUCUCCAAGUUCUUGGUUGACAAGGAUGGGAAUGUUGUGGAUCGCUACGCGCCGACCACCUCCCCCCUCAGCAUCGAGAAGGACAUCAAGAAGUUGCUCGCGAGUUCUUAAAUCUUUAUGCUGGAUCAACUCGACGCAUCGGUACACCUGAAGCUUCAAUAAUGUUGUAAUAAGGGUCGUGCUCGGAACUGGCUAUGUUAUGCGUGCUCAGCAGCCUCCGAUACCUUGCGCAUUCCAAUCUCGUAUUGCCCGUCUCGUAGUAUAUAUGACAUGUAAUGGAUUUGGUGGAAUGCAUUACUUCUGUUGCAGAGAUAUCUCCUCUAUCUGUGUCUUUAUUGUUGUUGUGAGAUUCAUGUUCCUGAGGAACAAGUUUGGAAUGUGAUGCAUGCCUGUUGUUCGUGGCUCU
Molecule: messenger RNA, 1110 nt
Organism: Hordeum vulgare subsp. vulgare (domesticated barley)
Lineage: Eukaryota; Viridiplantae; Streptophyta; Magnoliopsida; Poales; Poaceae
Product: probable phospholipid hydroperoxide glutathione peroxidase
Exons: 6
Coding region: 102-815 (237 amino acids)
Biological process (GO): response to oxidative stress
Cellular component (GO): cytosol
Molecular function (GO): glutathione peroxidase activity
Source: RefSeq, a predicted model, not a curated record